Molecule: messenger RNA, 2689 nt
Organism: Oncorhynchus mykiss (rainbow trout)
Lineage: Eukaryota; Metazoa; Chordata; Actinopteri; Salmoniformes; Salmonidae
Source: RefSeq, a predicted model, not a curated record
UAACUGCUCUCCUGCCCUCUCUCUGACUGUUAGAGGGGAUAGGUGUGAGUGAGGAUGUCUCUGCUGUUCUUGUGGUCUCUAUCUUCCUCCCUCACACUCAGCCCAUCCUCCACCCUAGCCACAGACACAGAGUGUGUUCUGCUGAGUGGCUUUGAUCCUGGGUUCGUGGCUGAUGGUGACUUUGUCAUUGGGGGUAUUUUCCCCCUGCACUACAACCAGGAGAUGCCAGACGUCAACUACACCUACCAACCAACAGCCGUCAGGUGCAAUGGGUUUGAUCCGAGAGCUUUCCGCUGGGCUCAGACCAUGAGGCUGGCGGUGGAGGAGAUCAACCAGAGUGAGCAGCUGCUGCCCAACCACAUGCUUGGCUACAAGAUCUUUGACUCGUGUGCCUAUCCUCUGACAGGGCAGAGGGCUGCUCUGGCAAUGUUGAAUGGACUGGGCCAGGCUCACACUCACAUGUGUUCUGGUGCCUCUCCUCUCCUGGCUGUUAUCGGAGAAUCCGGUUCUGCUCAGUCUAUUGUCGUAUCCAGAAUCCUGCAGCCCUUUAAAAUACCCAUGAUCAGCUACUUCUCGUCGUGCGCGUGCCUCGGUGACAGGAGGAAGUACCCAACCUUCUUCAGAGUAAUCCCCAACGAUGACUACCAGGUGAAGGCUAUGGCUCAGCUGCUGGUACGGUAUGACUGGCGCUGGGUGGGGGUGGUGCGUGGGGACCAUGAAUAUGGGCACUUUGCCCUACAGGGGCUGCUGAGGGAGCUAAAGGGGACGGGGGUGUGUGUGGCCUACCAGGAGAUGAUCCCUCUGCUCUACAAUCAGCAGAGGGCCCUGGAGAUCAUAGAGGUCAUGCGUAGCUCCACAGCGCGGGUAGUGGUGGUGUUCUCUGCCGAGGGGGAAAUGACCCCCUUCCUGAAGGACUACAUGGCACAGAACAUCACAGGGAUCCAGUGGGUGGCCAGCGAGGCCUGGGUCACUGCCUCUCUCUUCACCACCAGCGAGUACUUCCCCUACCUGGGGGGCACCAUCGGCUUUGGGAUCAGGCAGGGACAAAUCCCAGGGCUCCGGGACUACCUGCAGACGGUGAACCCCCGCAGCACCCUGAUGCCCCCCUGUUCAGGGCAGGAGAUUCUUCUGGAGCAGCACUCAGCCUACAUGAACACCUCCAGCCCCAGAGUGGCCUAUAAUGUGUACAAGGCUGUGUACGCCAUCGCUCACUCACUGCACAACCUCCUCCACUGCCAGGCUGGGGCAGGACCCUUCCACAACCGCUCCUGCGCUCACAGCACCAAUGUUCACCCCUGGCAGCUGCAGCACUAUCUACAAGAACUUGCCUUUUACAUUUCUGGGGAGGAGGUGAACUUUGACCUGAAAGGGGAUUCCAUCCCGUACUAUGACAUCAUCAACUGGCAGAGGGGGUCGGGUGGCAACAUGGAGUUCAUCAACGUCGGUCUGUUCGACGGAGCAAAGGCCUCUGGGAAGGAGUUGGUGAUCCAGGAGGAGAAGAUCCUGGUGGUCUCCGUGUGCAGUGCCAGCUGUGCUCCAGGAUCCAGGAAGGCUGUCCGUCGUGGGGAAUCUCUGUGCUGCUUUGACUGUGUACCAUGUGACAGCGGCAAGAUUAGUAAUCAGACAGAUUCUAUAGACUGCACAGAAUGUCCCGAAGACUACUGGUCAAACGCUGAUGGAACAAUGUGCAUCCCCAAAGUGGUGGAGUUUCUUUCCCAUGAUGCAAUGGGGAUAGCCCUGACAGUGAUCGCUGUAGUGGGCGCCUGUCUGACCGUGUCCAUCCUGGCAGUCUUCCUCCAUCACAGGACCACGCCCAUCGUCCGCGUCAACAACUCUGAGCUGAGUUUCUUUAUCCUUCUCUCCCUGACUCUGUGCUUUCUGUGUGCGCUGAUGUUUAUCGGGGAGCCCACCUCCUGGUCCUGCAUGCUGCGCCACACCGCCUUCAGCAUCACCUUCUCCCUCUGCAUCUCCUGCAUCCUGAGCAAGACUCUGGUGGUCUUGGCAGCCUUCACUGCCGCCAGGCCUGGGAACAACAUUAUGAAGUGGCUGGGGCCCAAACAGCAGAGGGUAAUCAUAUUCUCCUGCACCCUGGUUCAGGUGCUGAUCUGUGCUGCCUGGCUCAUUGCUGCACCUCCCUACCCCUCCAAAAAUAUCCAGGACCAACGCUCUAAGAUCAUUCUGGAGUGCAGUGUGGGCUCCCAACUGGCCUUCUGGUGCGUUCUGGGAUACAUCGGCCUCUUGGCCUGUCUGUGCUUCAUCCUGGCUUUUCUGGCCCGGAAACUGCCAGGCAACUUUAAUGAGGCCAAAUUCAUCACCUUCAGCAUGCUGAUCUUCUGUGCCGUGUGGAUCUCCUUCAUCCCUGCCUACGUCAGCUCUCCUGGGAAGUACACAGUAGCUGUAGAGAUCUUUGCCAUCCUGGCCUCCAGCUUUGGGCUGCUGUUCUGUCUGUUUGCUCCAAAGUGUUACAUCAUCCUCCUGAAGCCAGAGAAGAACACUAAACAACAUCUCAUGGGGAAUAAAAAGUAGUUAAUGAGUAAUUCAAAAUGUAUUUUUCCUUAUGUGCUUUUGUUACUUAAAAUGUACAGUUUAUCCCAUAUGGGCUACAAUCUGCACUGAGUAUACAAAACAUUAACAACACCUGAUCUUACCAUGACAUAGACAAACCAUCUGAAUCCAGGUAAAAGCUAAG